AUUGUACAAGACCAAAACACUGAUAUCGCAAUACAUUGAAUGCAUCAUGAAAAAAGAAAGAUCCUCACGCAUGAAUCAGUCUUACUGUUGAUUCUACAGGUUAAUGUUUUCUAUACAAACAGCAAGGGAUCCAUUUACUACUUCCAACGAAAUUGAUUUCAUCAGAUAAAUUAACACGUCAUGAACUGUAAAUCUCUACAGAUGCAAACACAUCUUCGCAAACUGCAUGUGCUGAAUCCGGUGGAACACAGGAAGGAGGAUGGUCUUCGUCAUCUGGGACGACUCACAACAGACGCAGACAUGACGUCCUUCACAAGUCUGAUGUAUAUCAACGUGUUGUUUCUUCUUGUUGAAUACUUGAAGGUAACAGCACCCGUUCAGACAAACAUAGCUCUAGGUAAACCUGCCUAUCAAUCCAGCGUGGCCCACAAUGGUCACCCAUUCUAUGCCGUUGAUGGUGUAACGGGAGGACAUUUCGGUAGAGAUCGCUGUAUGCAUACACCUUAUGGCAAGUCCUGGUGGAUGGUCGACCUUCUCAAUAUCUACAACAUAUCUACAAUCACUAUUUUCAAAAGAACAGAUUCUUGGUCAGGUGGAAUAGAUCUUCUGAAGAUAGAGGGCUUUCUCGGGCAUCCUACCCUCUGUCCCGCAUCCUCCCCGAAAGUCUGUGUCAACCAGAUGGGCAGUUUCACAGGAACAUCCAAGACUGUUGCUUGUGAACAGGAGGUUAUGGCCAGAUAUGUGAAUGUUUCUGCCGAUGGCACGAUGAUGAUGUGCGAGGUUCAAGUGUUUGGAGAAGGCAUUUGCUAUAAAAAUGUACAAAUCCAAAAAGGUCGGAAGCAGGAUAGUCCUUCAACCAUGCAAAGCAGUUUGGCUUCGAGUCGCAUGGAGUGCAGCAACAUCUGUUACAGACACAGCUGUACAUUCUUCAACUACAACAGAGUGACUGGGGAAUGCCAAACAGAAAGUGGCCUGGCAACUUCCGCUUCAUCCUACGCUGCUGACUGGGACUUGGGCACAAUCUGUUGAAGGGCGAUUUCCAUGUAGAAAUGUGUUUUUUCCACCUAUCAAAUCGUUCAUGGUGAUAAUCGAAAUCAUAGACUUUUUUAUGUCAUAUGGACAGCUCUGUUUCUUGAUGGAUUGUGACAUGGGAACUAUUCCAUAACGACGUUCAUAACUGGAAGAAAAUGAGAAAUGUCUUGUCCGGUCAAAUGUUUAUCACUAACAUGUGUAGCAUCUAUAUUUAGACACAGAUUUCCACCACAAUAUAGAAGAUAUGAAAACAGUAUAAGUAUCUAUAUCGAAACGUCGCUAUUGUAUAAUAACGAAGUUGAUCAUCCAUAAAGGCUUGUCAUUCCUAAUGUAAGAUCACUAUAGCAUUUAUGUCCUGUCAUUUUAAUGAUAUAGAGUAUUUCUUCAUAGUCUUCAUACAUGCUUCCUUUCGGUUUGUUAGCAUAUUUGUGCGCUUACAAAUCUGGUUGCGGAAUAUCUAAAACAGUUAACGUUGUUAUCAGUAUUUGUCAUAAGAUUUUCCAUUGGGAAGAAUAAUCUGACCAUUUGUGUACCCUGUUCGAUGGCUUUAUCGGGAGUCUCUAAUGCGUAUUGAUAUGCAGCGCUAACGUACUUCAGUUGGAAUUGUUUUGUGUUCAAUAUUCCUGGCAUCUCUGCUUGCAGUGUUACAUGUUGCCUCACCUGGUAAUUAGAAGAAUGUUGUAUACUGAUGUUGAUAAGAUGCACACAACACAUCCUGUAAUGUGUUGCUAUUGUGAACAGACACUCCUUCGCUUUGGUUACUUAUUUCAUGUUCAUUGUCACUGUAGUCAUCGCAUGUAAAAUAUUAUUGUGCGCUUGUUAUCAAUGGUAAACAGAUGGCAUACCUGUCAAAAAUAAAUGUCUUGAAGGUC
This is a messenger RNA of Haliotis rubra (blacklip abalone), 1904 nucleotides long. RefSeq names its product fucolectin-7-like. NCBI's taxonomy places the organism in Eukaryota, Metazoa, Mollusca, Gastropoda, Lepetellida, Haliotidae. The record is from RefSeq and is a predicted model, not a curated record. The coding region runs from base 181 to 1029 and encodes 282 amino acids. The transcript is spliced from 4 exons.